Pararge aegeria (speckled wood butterfly) is the source of this 2352-nucleotide messenger RNA. RefSeq names its product A-kinase anchor protein 17A-like (gene Xe7). Lineage: Eukaryota; Metazoa; Arthropoda; Insecta; Lepidoptera; Nymphalidae. The record is from RefSeq and is a predicted model, not a curated record. The transcript is spliced from 8 exons. The coding region runs from base 209 to 2335 and encodes 708 amino acids.
CAAACGAUGGCAGCUGGCCCCGGACGUAGAUUUGGUCUUUUCCUUACUAAUAUCAUGACAGUUUUCACAGCGAAUUUUUAAAACUUUGUUUCUUGCACUAUUUGUAUUGUAUAAUUGUAGUUACUCUUAUUUCACUGUACAAUUUUUUAAUUUUAACUCUUAUCUCACUGUACAAUUAUAUAUCUAAUUUAUAAUCUUAGUCUUUAAGAUGAGUAUUCAAGUCUGUAGGGAUAUUUCGGACGCUGUGGCGCUGUAUCUUCCGCAGCGUUUGUAUCUAAAAUCGUUUGCAAAGCUAAACAUUUCUGUCCAGCUCCCCUCCCACAAGGUGCACGGCAAGUCUAUAUCCAACUGGGAAUUAAUGGAGAAGUUACGGAAAAUGAUCCUACCUGAUAGCUUCUCCGUAUUGAAAGUGUCAAAACAUAGUUUGGAAGUGAUAAGAUUCGAUGCAGAACUCGAGAAUAGGACGAAGUUGGAACGUGUGAUAGCGCGUUUGGAAGACAGGAUAAUACAGUUAAAUGAAUAUCCAGACCCAUUAAAGGUAAAAGUUUGUGAAUGCAAAUCUGAUUUCCCCAUUCGUCAUUCUUGGGAUUCGUUCUUCCGUGAUGCCACUGAUAUGGACGAAAUGAAGCCAGGGGAACGACCUGAUACGAUACAUAUAAAAAACUUGCCCAUACGGUGGUUUAUUCAUGAACGAGAUCGCGACGAAGAUGCCCCUCCAUCGGAAAGUUUAUUCAAAAAAGUAUUUGAUAAAUAUGGUCCAAUAAGGCAAGUUGACAUCCCAGCUGCAGAUCCAUUCCGUAUGCAAAUGAAGGCUCCCAUGAGAGGCAUCACCAUCCCUCCCCAGGAUUCGGCUUUGUACUUUGAAGGCUACAUACAAUUUAGCGAGUACACUGGAUUUGUGAGAUGCAUGGAUGCAUUAAGAGGUUGUAAAUUACUUAGGCGAGGCGAUGACAUUGCUGAAUGGUGUACAAUAUAUGUGGAUUUUGAUAAAACCAAGCACAUGACGGAUGCGUCGGUGAAGAGAAGAUCUAUUGUAAGGGAAAGGCUCACUGCUCGACAAAGAGCCAAGACUGAGGAGGAGAAACAGGAGAAAGAAAAAAUUUCCAAGCGGGAAGCUAGAGAGCGUCAAAAGAUCGAGCAUCGCGAACAAGAGAAGUUGGCAAAAAUGAGGGAGCGAGAGGAGAAAAGAAAAAAGAAGCAGCUGGCUAAGCUGAUGGAGAGAGAUGAUGUGGAUCUGAACAAGAGGAUUGCGGAGGAACAACGAAAGCUGCUGAAGACUCAGAAACGGUUGCAGGCUAUCAGACUAAUCGAGGAACUGUUUAGAAGAGUGGAGCUGCGACCCGAACUUCAACGGAAUGGUGGCAAUCCCGAACGUUACUACAAAGGUGGUGAUCGCAUGGCCCGACAACGGAUAGUGGACAAAUACAAGAGACAACAGGAAAAGGCUCUCGAUGAGCAGCAGGAGAGGCUGAGACAUGCCCUCGAUGGUCGUAUAAUAAUACGCUCGGCGCUGGAGACGAAAAAGCCCCGGCGAGACUCCUCGCUCAGCUCGGCGUCGGACAUCGAGGCUCAGCACAAACGAGUCAAGACAGAGAGACUUUGCACGCCGGAAAGGGACGGGUAUAACAAGACUCCAGGAAUGUACGGGUACCCGAAUCCGUACGGCUUUGGCUACCCCUUCCCCGCGCCGACGCCGCAUGGAUACGCCUUCCCGCAAACGUCGAUGUACUACCCCGUGCGCGGCGCGUUCUACCCGCCCCCGGACGCGUACGGGCGACGCCCCUUCCGCGGGAGGGGGCGCGGCCGUGGAAGGGGGCGGCUACCUUACUUCGAGGGUCCGGACGCCACUCAGCAAUACUACCAGUACUUCAAGAAGCUGUCGCAGGCGGAGCAACGCAACGAGCACGACAACCGCAGCUCGCGAUCGCGCUCGCGGCGCCGCUCGUACUCGCGCUCGCACUCGCGCCGCCGCUCCUACAGCCGUAGCCGCAGCCGCAACCGCAGCCGCAGUAGGAGCCGCAGCCGCAGUAGGAGCCGCAGUAGGAAUCGCCGCUCGCGCAGUAGGAGCAGGAGGUCAAGAUCUCACAGUCACAACUCAAGGUCACGCCGAAGAUCUCGGUCAAGAAGCAGGCGAUCGAAGACACGUUCCAAGUCAAAAUCGAAGCACCGCACUCCCAGCCCCAGGCCCACGGAUGGGAAGCGCGCAAGUGUGGACAGCACCAAGUUCGUGUCCCCAGGAACCCUGCGGCGACAGCGAUCGAAGAGCUGGUCGCUUCCCAAAGAAGUGGAGUCCAGAAAAUCCUGGUCCAAGAGCCCCGAGAAGAAGAAUGAAUAAAUUAUUAUUUUAUCAAA